Messenger RNA from Phymastichus coffea, 703 nucleotides. RefSeq lists its product as uncharacterized. Lineage: Eukaryota; Metazoa; Arthropoda; Insecta; Hymenoptera; Eulophidae. The transcript has 5 exons. The coding region runs from base 1 to 672 and encodes 223 amino acids. The record is from RefSeq and is a predicted model, not a curated record.
AUGAGGACGAACCCUCGGCUCAGUCUCGCGUGCUCGCUGCUGCUGCUGUUAGUGUUUGGUGGGGCCGCGCAGGCCAUCUUCUUCCAGGGACCGAAAAAAGCCAUAUGGAGCCUGCUGGAGUCGUUGGGUGGGCACAAGAAGCCACCUACGCCGGUUCACCACUACCACAUGCACUACUACCCGGUGCCGAUACCGCUGCCCAAGCCCGCGCUGCAUCACGCGCCCAAGAUCGAGAUCGACUUGUCGUCGCUGCACAGUCACGAGCCGCCGCGCUCGUACAACUGGCCGAGUCAUCAGGAGCCGGAAUUCGUGCUGCCACCCGAGACCUCCGUUGCGAGCUGGGCCCCGCCUCUGCACCCGGAAGCUUGGCCUGAUAACUCCUUUCAGCAGAAGUCUUCCUGGACAUGGGACAACAACGAGCUAUUAGAGAAGGAUCCCGGUAUCUCGGAGGCUAAAUCGGGGCUUUUACUGCAGGUGCCGUUGCACCAGCAAAUCGUGCUGUACCAGCCGCCGGCGAAGGACAAGGCUAGCCUGCUGCAGAUACUUUUCAAGAAGAUCCGGCGCAUCAACGACGCGAUAUUCCACCCGGAGGAGGAGGAGUACGGCGACGGGGCGCGCGAGGCCCAGCCGCACAUCCACAACAGCCUGACCUACGCACCGGCGCCCAACUAAACUCUCGGUCUCAUCGCUUUUAGGCAGCCCA